Messenger RNA from Ectocarpus siliculosus, 434 nucleotides. NCBI's taxonomy places the organism in Eukaryota, Phaeophyceae, Ectocarpales, Ectocarpaceae. The record is from the annotation of a GenBank genome assembly.
AUGUGGGUUCGUCGGGCGAGGCGAGCUCGUCGGCGGAAUCCGCAGUUUCGGGGUCGGCGUCGGAGGCCGACGAAGUGGCCGACGAGGUGGUGUUGGUGGCUGCCAUGGCGGCCAAGGCAGCCCCUGGCGGUGCCGGACAGGGAGGACCCUCCGGGUGGAGGUGCCGCGACGCUUGCGCACCAAGGUGCGGGCUACCUCGGGCAGGUGGCGGAAGGUGGGGGAGCGGAGGCCGAGCUCCCUUCUGCGGAGGAGGUGCGUGUGGAGCGCCUCCAGCAGGAACUGCAGGUCGCCCAGCAGGCGGCCGUCGAGGCCAAACGAGGGGAGGUGGGAGACGUCUCCGCGGCGGGGGCGGCCGAGCGGUCCGCCCGAGCGGUCGGCGCGGACGCCGCUCCGUCGCGCCGCGCGCCGAAGGCCGCGCGGGUGGCGACGACCGG